Messenger RNA from Aricia agestis (brown argus), 1882 nucleotides. RefSeq names its product DNA methyltransferase 1-associated protein 1 (gene DMAP1). NCBI's taxonomy places the organism in Eukaryota, Metazoa, Arthropoda, Insecta, Lepidoptera, Lycaenidae. Gene Ontology annotation, biological process: chromatin remodeling; negative regulation of transcription by RNA polymerase II; DNA repair. Gene Ontology annotation, cellular component: Swr1 complex; nucleus; NuA4 histone acetyltransferase complex. The transcript has 8 exons. Gene Ontology annotation, molecular function: transcription corepressor activity. The coding region runs from base 160 to 1560 and encodes 466 amino acids. The record is from RefSeq and is a predicted model, not a curated record.
AUUACAAAAAUAGCAUUUUAUGUAAUUUUUUAUGAUAUUUCAUUAAUAUAUAGCUGUUAUUAGAUAACAACAUACCACAAUAAUAAACCUUUUAUUGAUAUGGUAUAAGAAUUACCUUUGUGUGUACGGAUUUUGUUCAAAUCGUAUCCGAGAAUCAGAAUGGCAGAUAUUUUGGAUAUAUUAGAUAUAGAACAGCCAGGAGCAUCAGAAAUAACAAGGGAGAGUAUACUUCAUGGCGACAAAACGAAAAAGAAGUAUGUCACCGCUAAAGCUGUGCGCCGGCCGGAGGGAAUGCAUCGGGAGGUUUUCGCACUUUUAUACAAUGAUAAUAAAGAGCUGCCGCCCAUGCUCCCUACAGAUACAGGCAAGGCCUAUAAACAAAACAAAGCUAAGCUAGGUAUGAGAAAGGCAAGAAGAUGGGUGUGGGCUCCAUUCACUAAUCCAGCUCGCAAGGAUAAUGCUGUCUUUCAUCACUGGAAGCGAGCAUCCGAUGAAGCAAAGGAGUAUCCAUUUGCACAAUUUAAUAAACAAGUGUCAAUUCCAUCAUAUUCAGAGUCAGAGUAUAAUCAAUAUUUGAAGUCAGAAGAUUGGAGUCAGGGGGAAACUGAUCAUCUAAUGGACCUCUGUCAGAGGUUUGACUUGAGGUUCAUUAUCAUCCAUGACCGAUGGGAUCGAGCAGCCUUUAGAGACAGGAGUGUUGAGGAUCUGAAAGAGAGAUAUUACAACAUUUGCUCUAUACUUAGCAAGGUCAAAACAAACCCUUGGUCCAACUCUGUAACGUUGGUUAAUGGAGAGAAGCGGGUUUAUCAUUAUGAUGCUGAACAUGAAAGGAAGAGGAAGGAACAGUUGAAAAGACUAUUUGACAGGACUCAAGAACAGAUUGAUGAAGAACAAAUGUUGUUGUCUGAGUUGAAGAAAAUCGAGGUCAGAAAACGUGAAAGGGAAAGAAAAACACAGGACUUGCAAAAGCUGAUCUCACGAGCUGAUAGCGGUGUUAUCACACUGAAUAAUAGUCAAGCAAAUACAACAAUAGAUGGUCCCAAUACUCCCACAACUGCUGCUGCUAACAUUGCACGAAGACAUGACAGGAAAUUGCAUAAAAAAAAGAUCACAUCACAGCAGAGGCCUGUCCGUGCUGUUGAGACUGUUACUGUAGAGUGGUCUGGCAUCAAGUUUCCGGAGGCACGGGCGACUGGAGUGUGGCUGCGCUCCCAGAGGAUGAAGUUGCCACCUGGUGUGGGACAGCGCAAGACCAAAGCUAUAGAGCAGGAGCUGAGGCUUAUGAAUAUCGACAUUGCACCAACUCCCACUGAAGCUAUUUGUAAACAUUUCAAUGAGUUAAGAUCAGACUUAGCUCUUGCUCUGGAUUUGAAGAAUGCACUGGCUUCUUGCGAGUUUGAGUUGCAAGCUUUGAGACACCAGUAUGAAGCUCUAAACCCUGGGAAGACCCUGAGUAUUCCAGCAGGCAUAUGUAAUUCUAAUGUGGAUAUGGAGUCAAAACCGUCUGGGGAAAUAAUAGAUGUUGUUGGAUCCCCGAGUGCAAUGAACACAACCAUCUAGUAUUAUGUUUACAUUGUCAAUAAUGUUGUGAAUUUGACAUAGUUCCGUUGUGGACAGAUACAUGUUACAUACUGUUGGAUUUACCAGAGCCAUGAAAACUAUAUUUGAAAUGCUUGUAGUGAAAAAAAAAGUGGACUUUGCAUGGACUGCAAAUCAAAGACAAAAAGUGUAAACAAUAAAUUAAACCUUUUGUGCAAUUUUUUCUAUCAUGCAAUGUGUUUGUGUACUAAGGAAAAAAUAAAAGUGGUAUUGAUUAAUGUAUUUUAUAUACUAUACAGAUUUUGUUUUUGUAGUUCAAGAUUAUUAAUCUGUAAAUUUAUAU